Molecule: messenger RNA, 11708 nt
Organism: Vicugna pacos (alpaca)
Lineage: Eukaryota; Metazoa; Chordata; Mammalia; Artiodactyla; Camelidae
Source: RefSeq, a predicted model, not a curated record
UUAAACAAAAUAGCCCACACACAUUCCAUUUGUAAGGAGACUUUCCCUCCCUUCCUCUCCCUCCCGCUUCACUCUUGGCUUUAUCGCUUUCUCUCUUCUUUCUUUUUCCUUCCCGUCUUGUUUCUCCUUUCCUCCAGCUUACCAUAGUCUUCCCAAAGAAAAGCCUCCCUUUGACCGCGAACCACCAUAAAGGGAGCAAACCUCCGAAAAGCGAAAGCCAAGCCCUCAGCGGGGCGUGUCGGGGUGGGCGCUCCCACCCCCCUUUUAGGGCGAGAAAACUGGACGGACAAGUUCAGUGUCCCCAGGAGACGGACGGAGGGUACCAGACCUGCUCACUCUGACAGACGGACUGCUCCUUACUGCGCAACAGGACCGCGGGAGAGCAGCCUCCCCUCAAGGGCCGAGGAGCCCGGCACUUUGAAAGCGCCCUCCUCGCACAGACCUGGGGAGAAGCGAGGGGUGCGAAGGCGGGGCCACUGCACUGGCGGCGCUCUCUCUAAAGUCCAGCCCGCGCCCGCCUUCCUACUACCUUAGGGAUUGGCACGGACGGCCGGGAUCACCCUCGCAAUGAAAGGCAGAUGUCCCUUUAAGGUUUGCUUCGCAGCCCGUGGACUUUAGCCUAAACAAGGACCCGCGAAGCUGGCUUUAUUUGUCCAUGUCUCGGACAGAGCCUGGGAGGCUGCCAGUGAGAUUUCAGAGCCCGAGAGCGCGAAGGGUAGGGCGAUGUGGCAAUCGGUCUGGGAUGUGAAAACUGUGGAGCGAACCUAGAGGCACUGGUCGAAAACACAGGAAAUCACUCUGCUGCAGCUCCCGGGCGCCGCGGCGGACGGGCCGGCGACGGAGACUCGCGGAGGUCGCAGUGGCCCAGAGCUACGCGGAUCCGCGCUUGGUUUUGCCGAGUCCUUCCCUCCGAUCCAGCGCGUCCCUCGGGCGCUGCGGCCGCUCCGGCCGCUCCGGCCAUGGCCCCCCGACGCCGCGCCAGCCCAGGGGUCGCUGUCGCCUGCUGCUGGCUCCUCACCGCAUCAAGGAUGGAUUGGAGGAGGCAAGACUGGAGGCAAGAAUGCAAGUUAAGAAAAUACUUAUUGGAAAAAUUUGUUCUAGGCUUCUGCGUAUCAUUCAAUGUUGAUGUGAAAAACUCAAUGACUUUCAGCGGCCCAGUGGAGGACAUGUUUGGAUAUACUGUUCAACAAUAUGAAAACGAAGAAGGAAAAUGGGUGCUUAUUGGUUCUCCUUUAGUUGGCCAACCCAAGAAGAGGACUGGAGAUGUCUAUAAGUGUCCAGUUGGGAGAGGUGAAUCAUUACCUUGCAUGAAGUUGGAUCUACCAGUUAAUACAUCAAUUCCCAAUGUCACAGAAGUAAAGGAGAACAUGACAUUUGGAUCUACUUUAGUCACCAACCCAAAAGGAGGGUUUCUGGCAUGUGGGCCCUUAUAUGCCUAUAGAUGUGGACAUGUGCAUUACACAACUGGAAUCUGUUCUGAUGUCAGCCCCACAUUUCAAGUUGUGAGCUCCAUUGCCCCUGUACAAGAAUGCAGCACUCAGCUGGACAUAGUCAUAGUGCUGGAUGGUUCCAACAGUAUUUACCCCUGGGAAAGUGUUACAGAUUUUUUAAAUGAUCUUCUAGAAAGAAUGGAUAUUGGUCCUAAACAGACACAGGUUGGAAUCGUACAGUAUGGAGAAAACGUAACCCAUGAGUUCAACCUCAAUAAAUACUCAUCGACGGAAGAGGUGCUUGUUGCCGCAAAUAAAAUAGUCCAGAGAGGUGGCCGCCAGACCAUGACAGCCCUUGGGAUAGACACAGCCAGGAAAGAGGCUUUCACUGAAGCCCGGGGUGCCCGAAGAGGGAUUAAAAAAGUCAUGGUGAUUGUGACUGAUGGAGAGUCCCAUGACAACUACCGACUGAACCAGGUCAUCCAGGACUGUGAGGAUGAAGGCAUUCAGCGGUUUUCCAUAGCUAUUCUUGGCAACUACAGGCGUGAAAAUAUAAGCACUGAAAAAUUUGUGGAGGAAAUAAAAUCAAUUGCAAGUGAACCCAUGGAAAAGCAUUUCUUCAAUGUCUCUGAUGAACUGGCACUAGUCACUAUUGUUGAAGCUCUGGGAGAAAGAAUAUUUGCCCUGGAAGCUACAGCUGACCAGUCAGCCGCUUCUUUUGAGAUGGAAAUGUCUCAGACGGGCUUCAGUGCUCAUUAUUCACAGGACUGGGUCAUGCUUGGAGCUGUGGGAGCCUACGAUUGGAAUGGAACAGUCGUCAUGCAGAAGGCUAAUCAAAUCCUAAUUCCCCAAAACACCACCUUUAAUGUUGAGUCUACGAAGAAGAAUGAACCUCUUGCUUCUUACUUAGGUUACACAGUAAACUCUGCCACUGUCCCUGGAGAUGUGCUCUACCUUGCCGGACAGCCGCGAUACAAUCAUACAGGCCAGGUCAUCAUCUACAGGAUGGAAGAUGGAGACAUCAGCAUUCUCCAGACACUCAGUGGAGAACAGAUCGGUUCCUACUUUGGCAGCGUUUUAACAACAAUUGACAUUGAUAAAGAUUCUAAUACUGACAUUCUUCUGGUUGGAGCCCCCAUGUACAUGGGAACAGAGAAGGAGGAACAGGGAAAAGUGUACGUGUACGCUCUGAACCAGACAACGUUUGAAUAUCAAAUGAGCCUGGAACCCAUUAAGCAGACUUGCUGUUCAUCUCCGAAGCACAAUUCAUGCACCAAGGAAAACAAAAAUGAGCCAUGCGGGGCUCGUUUCGGAACAGCUAUUGCUGCUGUGAAAGACCUCAACCUUGAUGGAUUUAAUGACGUUGUGAUAGGAGCCCCCCUGGAAGAUGAUCACGGGGGAGCCGUGUACAUUUAUCAUGGGAGUGGCAAGACCAUAAGGAAAGAAUACGCACAACGUAUCCCAUCAGGGGGAGAUGGCGAGACACUGAAAUUUUUUGGCCAGUCUAUCCACGGAGAAAUGGAUUUAAAUGGUGACGGUCUGACCGAUGUCACUAUUGGGGGCCUUGGUGGUGCUGCCCUCUUCUGGUCCCGAGAUGUGGCUGUAGUUAAAGUGACCAUGAAUUUUGAACCCAAUAAAGUGAAUAUUCAGAAGAAAAACUGCCGUGUGGAGGGAAAGGAAACAGUAUGCAUAAAUGCCACCGUGUGUUUUGAUGUGAAAUUGAAAUCCAAGGAAGACGUGCUUUACGAAGCCGAUAUGCAGUACCGUGUCACACUAGAUUCUCUCAGACAGAUAUCACGGAGUUUUUUCUCUGGAACUCAAGAGAGAAAGAUUCAAAGAAACAUCACAGUUCGAGAAUCAGAAUGCACUAAGCAUUCCUUCUACAUGUUGGACAAGCAUGAUUUUCGAGACUCUUUGAGAAUAACCUUGGAUUUUAAUCUUACCGAUCCAGAAAAUGGGCCUGUUCUUGAUGAUUCUCUACCAAAUUCAGUACAUGAAUAUAUUCCCUUUGCCAAAGAUUGUGGAAACAAGGAAAAAUGUAUCUCAGACCUCACCCUGGAUGUAUCCACCACAGAAAAGGGCCUACUUAUUGUCAAGUCCCACAAUGAUAAGUUCAAUGUUAGCCUUACAGUCAAAAAUAAAAAGGACAGUGCCUAUAACACCAGAACUAUAGUGAAUUACUCUCCAAAUCUAAUUUUUUCAGGAAUCGAGGCUAUCCAAAAAGACAGUUGUGAAUCCAAUCAUAAUGUCACAUGUAAAGUUGGAUAUCCUUUCCUGAGAAGAGGAGAAAUGGUAAUGUUCAAAAUAUUAUUUCAGUUUAACACGUCUUAUCUCAUGGAAAAUGUGAUCAUUCAUUCAAGUGCAACAAGUGACAGUGAGGAGCCGCCUGAAUCCCUUUUUGACAAUGAAGUAAAUGUUUCUAUCCCUGUAAAAUAUGAAGCUGGACUCCAGUUUUACAGCUCUGCAAGUGAAUACCAUAUUUCAAUUGCGGCCAAUGAGACAGUCCCUGAAGUUAUUACUUCUACUGAGGACAUUGGAAAUGAAAUUAAUAUCUUCUACUUGAUUAGAAAGACCGGACACUUUCCAAUGCCAGAACUGAAGCUGUCAAUUUCAUUCCCCAACAUGACAUCAGAUCAUUCUCCUGUACUGUACCCAAGUGGAUGGUCAUCUUCUGACAAUGCAAACUGCAAACCCAGUAGCCUCCAGGAUCCUUUUGAUAUCAACUCUGGAAAGAACACGAUUAUAUCCAAACCUGAAGAUCUCAAACGAGGCACCAUUCUGGACUGCAGUACAUGUAAAUUUGCAACCAUCACAUGUACUCUGAUUCCUUCUGACGUGAGCCAGGUGAAUGUUUCGCUUAUCUUAUGGAAACCAACUUUUAUAAAAGCACAUUUUUCCAGCUUAAAUCUUACUGUAAGGGCAGAGCUUCAGAGUGAAAAUACAUCAUUAGUUUUAAGUGCUGGUAAUCAAAAAAGAGAGCUCGCUAUUCAAAUAUCCAAAGACGGGCUGCCAGGCAGAGUGCCAUUGUGGGUUAUCCUCUUGAGUGCUUUUGCUGGAUUAUUGCUAUUAAUGCUGCUCAUAUUAGCACUGUGGAAGAUUGGAUUCUUCAAAAGACCACUAAAGAAGAAAAUGGAGAAAUGAUACAUUUUUGAAAAGAAAAAAAUUAUUCAAUGAUCUGUCCUCAGGUUUGCCUCAAAUAUGUGACAAGAAAUUUAUCAAUUCAGUUAAAGUCGUAGUCACAUAACUUAUGUAAUCCAUCAGGGAUUAAGCACUUGGAAAAUUACAGAUCAAGCAUGAUCCAGAAAUAAUACCUUAGUGAUAUAUUUUAUAAGAUGUUGAAAAAUAUUUUUAGAUAAUUACUCAUUUUUGUUGAGUAUUUAAGCAAAAUUUCAAUGUUUUGAAGAUGAAAAAUAACCUGUAAAAAUAUGCUUAUAUAUUAAAUCACCAUUCAAAGUAUUUAAGGGAGUCAUAAAAAGGUUUUUAUGAUUAUCACUGAAACAUUUACUUUCCAAACUAUGUAAAUUAAGCUUUUUCCAUUGAUUCCUGAUGGAUAUCCACAUUCAGCAUGAUAGUCAACAUUUUAUGUGCCAAGAAAGGAAUUACCUGAAAAAGGUCACUUUCCCCUGUUUAAAUGAGAAAAAUUUCCCAGGUAGAGUCUAUAUACAACAUGGACCAAAAUUGGAAGUAAAUCCCAGAGAAUACCUUCAGCGUCUUUUUGUUGGGUUCUGUACUUGGAAAGUUUUCUUUCCAAAGUGUUUAGUACAAUUGAGCUGAAAUUCUGUCUAGGAUGGAAAAUCAAAAUCGACUUGUUUAAAAGCCAGUGCACUGAAUGGGUUAAUUUAAGCUUUUACAGAACACACUUAAUUUUGAUAUUGAACUCUGAAACUCAGAACUCUUUUGUACUGAGAAAGCACAGCAGUUUUGUGUGGUAUAACUGACUUGUCAUGAAAAGUCACAUUGUGUGUGGGAUGUGCUAAAGUGGUUUCUGAAUGAAACAUGGCAACAUACAUGGAAUGCCACUGAAAUGCUGGUCAUCUUUGCCGGGCAGCUUUUGAGCAUUAGAAGUCCCAGGAUGUAACCGAAUGUAGGAGUUUUCUCAACUCCUUGGUACAUGGUUCAUUCAAACCCUCAAGCUGUGAGAGUAUGUUUAUUUUUCAUCUUUUUAAAGGUAUUUAAUUUUCCAACCACAUUUCUUAUUUUUAUGAAAAGGCAGUAUUCCAUUACAGUAUUGCAUUUCACCACAAAGCCAAUGCUUUUGGAGUGUGGCUUAUCAGUAUUUAAGGAGAUCUCCAGAAGUGUCUUUUGAAGGAUUUCAGGUUUGAAAACUCGCACCAAUAGAAAGACAUCACAGCUUUGUAUGAGCUUCUUUGUUCUUGAAGUAAUCAUUAUGGUGCAUUGGACUCUGCUGUAGCAUAAGCUCCUAGGUUGCUCCAUUUCUUAGGAAGAAAACAAUGAAUGAAUGAAUGUGUACGUGAACUACUGCUGUAAAAGGUGCUGAUACUGCAGCAGCAACGCCAUCUCUCCACCCAACUGACCGCAAGAUCGGAACCCACAGGUAUCCAGAAAGUCCUGGGCUCUGCUUUUCUCAAAAAGCAUCAAGUCAAUGAAGAAAUUAAAUGCCAUGGAUUUAAUUUUUAAAAACUAACUUCCAAGGAAUUAUCUGUGGACUCAGAGGCAGCCUACCUCAUGGCUCUCCACACCUACAUCUAAGAUCCUGAUGUCAAAGAUGGGCACCUGGGGAGUGCUGAGGUCAUGGGUAUCUGGAAGAAAGGCUAAAUCUUUCCAGAGAUUUGAUACCCUCUUGCUGGCCUGUCAUUGUUCAGAAACGUCCAGUUUCAUAAUCUUCUUCAUUCCCACCCUCAUCUCCAGGUUCACCAAUCAUUGUUUCCACCUGUUUUUUUUUUGCCCAACAAAACUCAUGUCUCUCUUAUUUGGAGUCACCAUGUUGCCCUGCUCUGUGCACGGUCUGCUCGGCAGCUCUGCUCCAAUCUCAGCACAUGCGCAGAAAUAACUCUACCAGAUAAAAUGUUUAAAAACGCACACAUGUUCUCUGCGACUGCGAGGCAAACGUUCACUGAACCAGGAGUGUGCACAUUUAAACUAAGUAUGUUGUUAACCCAAAGGGGAAAACAGGAAAGAUGGCAUUUUGAACUUGCCAGAAAACAGGGGAAGAGCUGUUUGGCCAGAUCAAAUGGCUACUAAUAAACCUGGCAUAGUUUUUAACAGAAGUCAUUCCUGGUGUUUAAGUAUUUAACGAGCCAGAUAUCCUACUUCCCUUGUAUUUGUCAUUGGUUGAGGUUUAUGUGCAUACGUGUCUGUGCUUCUGUGCCCGUGUGUGUAGAAACACACACGCACGCACACAUGCGUGGACACAAAUUGAACAAAAAAUACCUCAAUACCAAAUGACAGAGUUUACAAAAAAUAAACACAUAAAAGAUACACCACAAGAAAAGUUUGAUUCAUCCACUUUGCAUAUAGUUUUCACUUUAACUUUAGUGUACAUUGAUACAGCUAUCUAAAUAUCACAAAUGUAGAGGCUUUGAGUAAAAUAGUAAGUCAAUAGACAUCCCAAAUUAGCUUUGUACAAAUGUUCUAAAACAUAGUCAGCGAUUAAGAAAUAUACUAAAUCAUUUUAUUUUUUAAAAAUUGAAUAAGAAAAGCAAUAUUUAAGACUUUAUGAGUUUACUGGCUAAGUUAAAUUGCACACAAAAUUUCUUUUUUUUAACUUUGAUGUUUUUUAAAAUUAAUUAUUGCUUCCACUGUGAACUGAAUAUCUAUGAAGUCUCUUUCCAGACCAAGCUCACAAUGUUAUAUUGGUAAAUUAUUUAACAACUGGCUCUCCAGGAGGAAAAAAAUCAUUUGCCAAUUUCCACGUUCUAAGUAGUUUUGCUAUGGUCAUUUUCAAGCUAUCAACUUAACCCUAACCAGCUUGCAAAAUUCCUGAAAAUGUAUCUGUCAGCCCUUAUGAUCCAGUAUGAGCUGGCUUCAGCACACCAUUGAGAUAGAUUAGAAGACAAAGAUAGGCAGAUAGAUAUAAACAUAAUAUACACACACACACACACAAACAUGCACAAUACAGUCAUAUUUCGAAUUAUUCUUAAAAUGCUGAUCUCAAGCCCAGCAGACAUAAUGUUCAUGUGCCCGACACAGCGUGAGGCCAAACAAACCAAAACAUCAGAAUUUGCAGAUAAAGGUUUAUGGCAGGGCCAAUGCCCAGGAAAAUCCCAAACUCCCAGAAGGGUUUGAGCAAAGCCUACGUAAAGGCAAGGUGGGGUGGUGGGGGCAGUCAUCGCAGGGUACUUGCUCAGCUCAUGCAAAUUCCCUGAUGGGUUGAUGUGGAGGUAACAGGGCCAUCAACACUAUCAGCCCCUGGGCACCAGAAUGUCUGGAGGCCACGUGCUCACUGUCAUCAGGUAGUUCAUUCCUUCCCUUUGGUGGUGGUUUUUAGCAUCUGAAAAGCUCAGGAAAUAUGCAUGAGAUCCUAUUAUCUGGGUACUUCAGAGAAGAACUACAGCAGAGGGCAUGGGGGAGGAGUCUGUCCCAGGAAGGCCCAGCAGGGUCCUGCUGGGUUACAAUCGUGCUACAUAGGUCCCCAGUUUUCAAUUUCAAUUUCAAUUUCUAAAAUUAUAGCCUUCCUUUAAUAUUAAUAAAAACUGAUAUGAACUUGUGGGAAAAGGAAGGAGUUAAAAGCAAAAAAAAAAAAAAAAAAAAAAAAAAAAAAGAAACGUAAAGGGCGACACACAGUGAAAAUCAGACCUACACAGCCACCAAAACACUGUUCCACUUUCUCUAGGAGAUGGAGCCACUCUGUGAAAGGUCAUCCUUUGUAAAUAUUUGUAAUUUCUAUGAUCCAGUUUGAACUUCAGUGAUCCAAUUUGUUUAUUUUCUCCGAGCACUAGAUUCAUGGGCAGUUUAAUCUCUAAAUAUUAUCUGUGUCAUUAGUGGGCUGGAAAUGAAGCUUGUGGGAGGAGGUGUUUUUACCAAAUGUGAUGUUGACUCAACCAUAAUAAUUUGUACUUUUUACAAAACCAAUAUCUAGGCUCAUUUGGAAAACAAAUAUUCGCGCAAAAGCAAAAGAUGGUUGCGUAGUGCUUGAGGAAAGCUAUUUGGGAGGAGAUGCUAAGAGGAGCCCCAGCCACGUCUCUCCAGGCAGCCCGAGGGCCGCGGUGGCGCUGCGUGGGAGGCUGCCGGCCAGCUUCCACGCAGUGUGCUUUCUUACAGGAUCAUGUCUCCGACAAGCGUGUCCUAAUCCGCUCUGCGCGAAUUAACUGUCUUGCUCUGCCCGAUGGUGAGAAAACCAGGGCCGACCCUUGCUCAGGGCGUGGUGGGUGUGCUGGUGCCCUCACAUCAUUGCUCAGAAAAGAGGCUUCCAGCAAAUCAGCCUUUAAAAAAGAGUCUCCUACUACCCUCGCUGUUCUGCAACCCUUCUCAGUCCCUCUCCGUUAGUCUUCUUCCCCAGGGGAGGUUUUCGAGAAGCCUACCAGGGAAAAACUUGUUUAAAACGUGUGCUCUGCUGUCAACACCAGCUUCUGUGAUUUGAUCGUUUAUACAGGACUUCAGUCCUUGGUCCUUCUGUGGCCCUCUGAAGGGUUGGUAUGGAAUAAUGUAGUAGGGACAGCAUGAAAGGUGCUUCAGAGAUGGAACAUCUUUAAGAAAUUUACAGACCAUGGUGGGACACUGUCAGCAGCUACGCCAAUGCGGGGAAGCUGGCAAGAUUUAGCCCUUCAGUGGGUCUCCAUCAGCACCCCAUAAUCCCCAUUCUCACCCAUGGAACUAAUAAUCUAAAAAAUGAAAAGAAGAGCAUUAACAUCCUCAAAAUGAUGCUACUUUUUAAUUAAAAUAUACAGGUUAACUGUAAACAGCAGAAUUUUAAUGCAGACACAACUUGAAGGUGAAUCCGCUGGGCAACCCUUCCAAUCAGACUGGCAUCCUAAAUCCCUCCUUCCCAGAAACUCUGACACCACCCCUGGGGGUGGACUCUGCAGUGCAUGACCAAAAGCUAAGUGCAACCGUUUCCUGAAUGUGAGCACUGUUUGGCAACAUCUUAUGUAGAACAAUAAAAAGAGAGUUAAAAUCUAACAUUGUAAUCUGGUGAACAAGUCAGUAUUUUUGAUCCUCAUAUUAAAAUUUAACCUGGAAUUUAGAAAUUCUAAGUAACAGUCUUUAACCAUCAACCUUGAGGAAAAGUAAGGGAGCAAGUGUAGUCUCUUUAGCCCCAGCCCAGUUGCUACAUCUGGUGCCCAGGAGGUCCAGUUUUGAACUAAUGAGAAUGGCUCCUCUACCCCAUAUAAAUGCCCUGAGCUCCCCAAUCCACUACAUCCCAGAAUCAGCUCCCUCCAUCCCCAAUCAGGCACACAUAUAAACAUUUCUUGCUGAAAUUUUACCAUCCCCCCAAAAUAUUUAAAGAUGAGUUAUCACUUAUCACUUCUAAUGUUGGACUCCUUGCUUUGAGAUCAGCCUUUAUUUUCCUUUUUAAAUAUAUCAAAGCCUUUCUCCCAUAGCUAAUGAGUUCAGAACUCUACACAAGAGCUCCUUGGAUUUUCCUCCUGUCAGAGCCUGGAGAAUUUCAAUGCCAUGAGGACCAAGCAGUAGGACCUAGGGCCUAUUUGCAGGAUCUCUCUGCUUUCUGUCUUCCAGUUGCUUUCUUCUCAACUGUACAGUGGGAAUGUUUGACUCUGACUUGAGGCUUCCUUGGCAAGGCCAUUCUAAGCCUGGUGCCAUCCUGCAGGACCUUGAGGGCUGGAUGUUCCUUGUUGGUGAGUUGAGGCUUGGAAAUCCUUUCAUUAUAAGAAACACCAUGGAAAUCAUGGCAAUAUACUAGGCAGAUACCAGAGACACUCGUAACUGAUUAUGUUUGAUCUUACCAUAUUUCAAGUCACAUCUUGUUGAAAACAGACUGUCUGGAAUUUCAGGAGCUUGUCUGCAAUAGACUGAGACUCAAUGUUUAAUCUUUUCUUUCAGUUUGAUCUAUGCAUAGAGAUUGGGAACAAAAUUUUUAAAAGAAAUCUUCCAAAUGACAGAAUGAAAGGCAGGUCUCCUCUUGAACCGCCCCCUACUGACAGUCCCUCUCCCCACCCUCAUUUUUAAGAGGUAGAAAGAGGAUUGGAUUGGAAAAGUGAGUGGCACAAUUGCAUUUUUCUUAUAUAGAGUAGCCAAGCAGAAGGGGUCACCACACAACACACUACGGCUUUCUGAGAGAUCUUCGCAUCAUAGGUCCAGUGACAGGUGACAGUCUUCCUGUCAUGUCCCCAAGGCAUCUUGCAUCUUGGGAGACAGAAGAAAAUUGGAGGAGGCGGACGGGGUGGGGUGGAGGGAAGAUGAAGCUGUCUGUCUUUUAUGUAUAUACCCUUACUCUUCAAAAUACUGUAAGCUCCCUUAGACCGCAUCAUACCCAGCCGCAAUACUAACACACAUACUUCACACAAGUAAAUUGUUGAUUAAAUAAGAGUAAAAGCACAUUCUUAUCUGUCUACUAACUAGAACUAAUUUCCUGGAGUUUAACAUACUUUGGCUCAAGUAAAAACAAUCAUUUGAAGCAACAACAGCUCAGAUCUUCUUCAUGCUAGAAUCAUUUCACACAGUACAUCCGGAUACUUGGUGUUUAAUUGAGAGACACUCCUGCCCUUAUCCAGGAUGCAGCAGCCACCCUCUGCUUUCCUUUUAAGGGAACAGUGGCCUGUAAGGAGACUGGCAGACUGCAUAUUACUACUGUGGAGUUGUAAAACUGUUAAUGGACAGUGUAAAGCAUUGUAUCCAUUUUAUUAGAAUGAAAAAUAUUGUAUAUAAUAACUACUGCCCCAAAACAUGUAUCAUACUCCUCGCUCCAAUAAACUUUUCUGCAGAAUCUAACGUAAAGUACAUUCAUUGCUUAUUUUUGUAUUUACCUCGGGAUAAACUCAUUAAGAGCAUGUGCGUUUCUGCAAGACUUUAAUUGGACAAACUCAUUGGAAGAAAACGUUUUGAUUGCAUUCAAAAACAAAGAAGCACAAACUUUGUUGACUCUAAGAAUUUAUUAAGUGCCUAAUAUCAACCCAUUUUUUAAAAAGAAAUCAGUUAUCAGGUAGCAAUGAUUUAAGCUGAUAUAAUUAGAAGUAGCUGAGAAAGUAAAGAGUGUUUUGAAUGUCCUAUGUACGGUGCAUCCUGUACACUGACUUGGGGUCAGAGGUCUGAUAUUUUUGUAUAACUGUAUCUUAUCUUGUGCCUCAGCUGUGUAUUUUACGUCAAGGUAAAUGAGCAUCCUGUCUUACAUGUUAAAUAAAAAAAUGACUCAAAGAAGAA